CUCUCUGCCCCUCCCCUGAGGGAUGGCACUGUCCAAGAGAGAGCUGGAUGGCCUGAAGCCACGGGUCGAGCAGACGGUGAGGGAGGUGCUGGGAUUCUCGGAGUCCACGGUAGUCACAGCAGCACUGAAUUGCAUGGUGAGGGGGUUGGACCAGAAGAGGGCAGAGACCCAGUUGGAGCCUCUCCUUGACGACUCCACCUGGCAGUUCGUGGACAAGCUCUUCGAGGUGGUGGAGGAGAGCCGGUGCUCCCAACGCUCCAGACCCGGCGGUGGUGGGAGCUGGAAAAGGGAUCUGAGGGAGGCAUCAGGCGAGGAGGGAGAGAACACGCAGGGAUCCUCGAGCGUCAAGAGGCAGCGGCCCUCACAGUUUGAGGGGGUGGCGGAGGCGGAGGGGGUUCCACGUCCUGUGGAUGAGAAUCCCGGUCUUCUGACCAAGCGACAGAUCAGCGAGAUGAUGGAGGCAGUGACCCAGCAGAUCAAGGAGAGGAAAAGACAACUGGGAUUCAACAGCCCCCCACCUCCACUGUCCCAGACUCCAUCCUCGUCUCAGCCAGAGAGGUCUCCCACGGGCAAAGAGAUCCAUCUACUACAGGAUGCCACUGCCUUUGGGAACAAGGCUGGGAAGGCGCUGAAGGUGGCUGAACUGCAGGCCCGCAUCCAGGCACAGCUGGAGUUGAGGCCCGGCCUCCUGAGUGGCGUCAACACGGUGGGCCCGGCCAGCGCCUACAUCGCGGGCACUGCCUCCCCCCUCCAGGGGGGCACCCCAUCGCACCGGAAGGUGAAGCUGAAACCGGCGCCCCUCAUCCUGGACGAGCAGGGCCACGCGGUAGAUGCUGCCGGCAAGAAGAUUGGGCUGGCCCCCCGGGAGCCCACGCUUAAGGCCAACAUCCGGGCUGUGGAACGGGAGCAGCUAAAGAAGAGGCUGAAAGAGAAGUCCUCGGAGGCCAUGGAGACCGCCACCUUCUAUGACCCCCGGGUCUCUGUCGUCCCCGCCCAGCGCCAGAAACGCGCUUUCCAGUUCCACGAGAAGGGCAAAUUCGAGAAGAUGGCCCAGAGGCUCCGUACUAAAGCACAGCUGGAGAAACUGCAGGUGGAGAUCUUGCAGGCGGCCAGGAAGGCCGGCCUCUGCCCGAUCAAGCCGGCUUCCGGUGCUCCCAAGUGGGAUGGCGAGGAUGGAGAGAUCCCCGAGGUUGAGUGGUGGGAUUCCUACAUCAUCCCCCAUGGAUUUGACUUGUCCAGAGGGUGCCCCCAGACAGAGCAAUACUGCGGCAUCAGCGCUCUCGUGGAACAUCCUGCCAAGCUCACCCCACCACUGGACACCACCACCCCGGUGACCCUGCCCGUCUACCUGACCAAGAGAGAACAGAAGAAGUUACGGCGACAGGCCCGGAGGGAGAUGCAGAAGGAGCAGCAAGAGAAAGUCAGGCUGGGUCUUGCGGCCCCCCUGGAGCCCAAGGUCAGGAUCUCCAACCUGAUGAAGGUCCUGGGGACAGAUGCCGUCCAGGACCCCACCAAGGUGGAAGCCCACAUCCGAGCACAGAUGGCCAAGAGGCUGAAGGCGCACGAAGAGGCCAACGCGGCCCGCAAGCUCACGAAAGAAGAGAGGAAAGCCAAAAAGGCACGGAAGCUGAAGGAAGACCUCUCGCAUGGGGUGCACCUGUCUGUGUACAGGGUCCGAAACCUGAGUGAUCCCGCCAAGAAAUUCAAAGUGGAGGCCAACGCCGGGCAGCUCUUCCUGACCGGGGUGGUAGUGCUGCACCAAGAUGUCAAUGUGGUACUGGUGGAAGGCGGUCCCAAGGCGCAGAAGAAAUUCCGUCACCUGAUGCUGCACCGGAUAAAGUGGCGCGAGCAGGAGCCCGGUGGGAGGGCACAUAGGAUCGAGGAGGAGGCUAGGAAGGGAGACGAGUGUGUGCUGCUGUGGGAAGGCACGGUGAAGGAGCGGAGGUUUGGAGCUGUGCACUUCAAACAGUGCCCCACGGACAACGGGGCCCGCGAGUAUUUUAAGAAGCACGGAGCUGAGCAUUACUGGGACCUGGCACUGAACGAGUCCCUGCUGCCAUCCACAGACUGAACCUGCUGGUGCCACCUCGGCCCCUUCCGUGAAUCCUUGCACCGGUGUCUUCCGGACGUUAUAGACUUCCUGAGUAUUGGCUGGGAGAGAAGUUUCCACUUAUAAAAAAAAAAAAAUCACUUGGGAAAA
Molecule: messenger RNA, 2200 nt
Organism: Ornithorhynchus anatinus (platypus)
Lineage: Eukaryota; Metazoa; Chordata; Mammalia; Monotremata; Ornithorhynchidae
Product: U4/U6 small nuclear ribonucleoprotein Prp3
Exons: 1
Coding region: 23-2071 (682 amino acids)
Biological process (GO): mRNA splicing, via spliceosome
Cellular component (GO): U4/U6 x U5 tri-snRNP complex
Source: RefSeq, a predicted model, not a curated record